AAAUUUAAAUUAGAAGUGUAUAGAAAGCCUUAUGAUACAUUUAAAUAUUCAAUACUCAUUACUUGUGCACUCAAUGGUAUUAUUAUGUAUCAAUAAUGUGCAAAUUUACAAAAGAUUGUUCUGUACAAUCAAUGUUCAAUACUUUAUACAAAUUUGGCCUUGGUGUCUGAGAGUAUGAAAGUUAAUUGAAAAAUAAAACAACUUAUUAUUUUGGCUAUUUAAAUUAAAUAGAUAAUUAUUAUUCUAUUACAUAAUUAUUUAGAGUAGAUUUUAUAGAAAUAGUAUACCAUAGUUAUUGUCCGUUUUAAAGCAGUUAAAUGAGCGGCAACAAAAAACGUUUUACUACAAAAUACGGAACAAUGUCUCAUACCAAAAAGUUUGAUUCAUUUUCUGAGAAAGAAGACUCAGUACCAAUUGGAUCAUUAAAUAUUUUAUCAGCAAAGUAUGAGAGUUUAGAUUAUGAAGUUGUUGAAAACUAUGUUUAUCGCGAGGAAGAGCGAAAAAAAGGUUACCCUUUUGUAGUGAAGAAAAAUGUUGUAAGAUGGAUUAUUUUUUUUUGGAUUGGUGUAAUCACUGCUGCCGUUGGUAUUAUUAUUGAUUUAUCAAUAGAAACUAUUGCGGGUUUGAAAUUUAAUCAUGUUAAAAAAUAUAUUGACAAAUGUAAUCAAUCAGACUGUUUAUGGAAACCAUAUUUAUUAUUGUUGGCUUACAAUAUUGUACCAGUUUUAAUUGGUUCUACAUUAGUUGCUUAUGUUGAACCAGUUGCAUUGGGAUCUGGAAUUCCUCAAGUAAAAUGUUACCUCAAUGGAAUUAAAAUACCAAGAUUAGUUCGAAUAAAAACUUUAUUUAUAAAAGUUAUUGGUGUAAUUACCACUGUUGUAGGUGGCAUGUGCGGAGGAAAGGAAGGUCCGAUGAUUCAUGCAGGUGCUGUUGUAGCUGCAGGAAUUUCCCAAGGAAAAAGUACCACGUUUAAUAAAGAUUUUGGUGCUUUAAAUUACUUCAGGGAGGAUCACGAGAAAAGAGAUUUUGUGUCUGGAGGUGCUGCUGCUGGAGUCGCAGCUGCUUUUGGUUCACCAGUUGGUGGUGUAUUAUUCAGUUUAGAAGAAGGAGCUAGUUUUUGGAAUCAAGGGCUUACUUGGAGAAUAUUUUUUGCAUCUAUGAUUUCAACAUUUACACUAAAUUUAGUUUUGAGUGCAUAUCAUGGCCAUCCUGGUGAAUUAACAUUUUGGGGCUUAUUGAAUUUUGGCAAGUUUAGCAAUUUUGCGUUAUCUUAUGAAAUGUUUGAAUUACCAAUAUUUGUUUUUAUGGGAAUUAUUGGUGGACUAACUGGAGCAUUAUUUUGUCAUCUUAAUUAUAAACUCACCGUAUUCAGAAUGAGGCAUUUGGUGGAUCGUUGGAAGAAAGUUUUAGAAGCAGUUCUGGUUUGUUGCUGUACAGCAACUGUAGGAGUUUUGUUAAUGUUGUGGCAAAAUGAUUGCAAACCUUUGGGCCUUGAUCCAACAAAAAAUCCUGUUCAGUUAAAUUGUAAUGAUGGUGAAUAUAACUCUAUGGCGUCAUUAUGGCUUCAAGUUCCUGAAGCAUCAGUUAGAUCUUUUUUCCAUGACCCAACAGAAUCACUCGAUGCAACUACAUUAGUGUAUUUCGCCAUUUCUUUUUAUCUACUUACAGUUUGGACAUAUGGCUUAAGUGUUAGUGCUGGCCUUUUUAUUCCAUGUUUAGCUACAGGUGCAGCAUGGGGACGACUUAUCGGACUUGGAGUUCAGUGUGUAUUUCCAAAUGUAGAUGUUGGAAAAUAUGCAUUGGUUGGUGCCGCAUCACAACUUGGUGGUGCUGUUCGCAUGACCAUCAGUCUUACGGUUAUAUUAAUUGAAGCAACUGGGGAUAUAACAUUUGGUUUACCACUUAUGAUUUGUCUUCUAACAGCAAAAUGGAUUGGUGACUAUUUUACAGAGAGUAUUUAUGACAUUCACAUACAAUUGAGUGGAAUACCGUUGAUGGCUUGGGAUCCUCCACCACUAUCAUCAAAUAUUUAUGCUAGCGAGGUCAUGUCAUAUCCUGUCACAGUGUUUAAAUCAAAAGAAUCAGUUGGAAAAAUUGUUGACACUUUAAAAAAGUAUACAUAUAAUGGAUUUCCAGUAGUGGAUGAUGUUUUCAGCGCUGAUACGGAAGGAGGUAACAAUAAACCUAAUGGUCGCUUACGUGGAUUGAUACUUAGAUCUCAACUUAUUGUACUGUUACAAAACAAAGUAUUUAAUGAGAUUCCUUCUGCUUGGGAUAAUGUUUCUUUGACUACUUUCCGAAAAGAUUAUCCGAGAUAUUCAAAUAUAGAUAAUAUCGAAGUCUUGGAUAGUGAACGACAAUAUACAGUUGAUCUAUUAAGAUUUAUGAAUCCAUCUCCAUAUGUCGUACAGCUUAUGGCAUCAUUGCCAAGAAUUUUUCGACUUUUUAGAGCAAUGGGCCUUAGACAUAUUGUUGUCGUUAAUGAUUCAAAUGAGGUAAUUGGUGUUGUGACCCGUAAAGAUCUUACCCGUUAUAGAGUAUGGAGACAUAGAGGGUCAAUUGGUGUUGAAGAACUUAAAGUGUCUGCUAAAUUGUGAUAACUUUUCUUAUUCAAAUUAAUCUAUUCUUAUACUAUAUUCCAUUAACUACGAAAGUUAUCAUUCUUUAUUGUACAUUAGUCGUUAUAUUUUAUCAAAAUAGUAUGAUGUUCUAUAUUUUACUUAUUUAACAAAUGUCAAUUUAUCAGCAUUAUUAUAGAAAAUAUUUUUUAAAAUUUAGUGUAAAUCAAUUGUCCUUAAACUGUGAUACCCAGGGCCAUGUGGUAGGAGUACCACACAGAUUAUUAAACCAAUAUUUUACAUUUGUUUGUAACAGAUCUAAUAGCUAUUAUAUUAUGUUAGGUGUUUUUAGAUACUUAAUACAUUUUUAUAUGUACAUAAAUUAUUAUUUUUAUGCAUUAUAAUUUUUAUAAAUGUAUUUUAAUAGUUUUAUUUAGUUCUUAUAUAUUCAUUUGUGACACAACAUACAAGACUGAUCCAAAAUAAGUUAAUUCAAAUGUUUGGGAACCUCUGGAAUAAAUAACAUGUGAUAACUGUAAAAUAUAAUUUUGGUAUGAAAGAGAA
Myzus persicae (green peach aphid) is the source of this 3122-nucleotide messenger RNA. It is a transcript of the gene ClC-b, whose product is annotated as H(+)/Cl(-) exchange transporter 7. Gene Ontology annotation, cellular component: lysosomal membrane; intracellular membrane-bounded organelle. Gene Ontology annotation, biological process: chloride transport; transmembrane transport. The record is from RefSeq and is a predicted model, not a curated record. NCBI's taxonomy places the organism in Eukaryota, Metazoa, Arthropoda, Insecta, Hemiptera, Aphididae. Gene Ontology annotation, molecular function: voltage-gated chloride channel activity. The transcript is spliced from 17 exons. The coding region runs from base 318 to 2597 and encodes 759 amino acids.